Molecule: messenger RNA, 1579 nt
Organism: Canis lupus familiaris (dog)
Lineage: Eukaryota; Metazoa; Chordata; Mammalia; Carnivora; Canidae
Gene: SMIM10L1
Product: small integral membrane protein 10 like 1
Exons: 1
Coding region: 203-409 (68 amino acids)
Source: RefSeq, a predicted model, not a curated record
GCGCGGGCGGCGGCAGGGGCCGGGGCCGGAGCGCCGCGGGGAGGGAACCAGCCAGCGGGAGGCGCCGGUAGGAGCUGGCGGCUGCGUAGCCACCGCCGACCUGCCCCUCGCCGUCCCCACCGUCGGUCGGUAGGGGAGGCCUGUCCGCGAGGCCUGUGCUGACCCUCGGCUCUAAGCACUCGGGGCGCGGGGACACGGGCCCAUGGCCACCGCGGCGGCUCCGUCUUCCUUGGCCCUCAAAGCCUGCAGCACGGCCGGGGUCCCCAGCUCCUACGGAGUCUUCUGCAAAGGACUCUCCCGCACCUUGCUCGCCUUCUUCGAGCUAGCCUGGCAGCUGCGCAUGAACUUCCCGUACUUCUACGUCGCAGGCUCGGUGAUCCUCAACAUCCGCUUGCAGGUACACAUUUAGCGCCGCGCCCAGGAGGCCGGCGUCCCGGCCCGGACAUGGCCGCCUCCCGCGAGGCCCGGCGGCGAAGCGGCGCGGCGAGCGCGAGCUCUGGAGUCUCGCGAGAGGGCGUGAGCGCUCUCUGCGGCUGCGCUCUGGGUCCGUCGCGGAGCUUCGGGCCGGCGGCGGAAGGCGGGGAGCGGCUGGCGGGGGCGCCGCGGUCGGUUUUCCGGGGACCGCGAAGCGCUUCAGCUUAUUUAAGAAGCUUUGCAGCCUUCAAGCAAAAACAGAGCGACCGUGACGCGUUAGGAAAAAGGAAGGCUACGAAAAAGUUUUCAGAAAAAUAAAUGUUCGUGUACAGCAAGCUCACGGUCCGAAAUAAAAUAGGAAAACGUAAAUUGCGGGAAGAUUGGAUUGGAUUGUAAGCAGGACCUUGAAUUAAUAAGAAGCUGAAGGUCUUAAAGAUACACGUGGAAGGCAAAAAUAUUUCCUCAGUCCAGCAAGAGAAAACCGGGACAAUCCAAUUUUCAGUGGGAAAAAAAAAAAAACCACCACAUAAAGCAUCCUUCUGAUGCCAAACAACGUAAAAUGCUGCUGGAUUUUGAACAGGGGGUUGGAGUGUAAGAAAGUGGACUCUCGGUGCCCCUGUGAGUAGCGAGUGGUUCGAGCCCUCGGAGCCAACCAGGCACAGCGCUAAGCGGGGCCGCCUCGUGAAUAACGUGUAAAUGAUGGUCAUGAUGUAAAUGCUGCUGGUGGUUUUCGUCUUUUGAGAUAAUUCUCAAUCGUUGUGAGAACGCGAAUGUUACCAGCAUCGAUCGUGGAAAAGGACAGUUAAGAUGCAGGGAUGUUGAAGCGGGAGGGAAUGGUGAUGGUGAGAGAGACAGUCGUCAAUGGGGAAGGGCGUUUUAGUAUUUAAAGAGCAAACGGUAGAAGCGGUAUGCCGUAAAGUUGCAAUAUAACCGUGUUAAAGAGGGAGGAGAGUAAGGGAGAACAGCAUGAAUUCCGUAAGAAAUGUCUAAAGAUAAAAAAAGUUAGGUGGGAUGUCUCAAAAAGAAAACCUGAGAGUACCGGGUGUGUUUGAAUAUAAAGAGGUUUUUGUUUUGUUUUGUUUUGUUUUUUCAGAGUCUGAGGAUGAAUUGGUGGUCUGCAGAUUCCUUAGAAAUUAAGAAAAUAAAUCUUAUUAUGAAACAGGAA